AUGGAGGAAGUUGAUCACUUAGUUCAUGAGAGAAAGAAGGCUCAGUUCGAUGUGGACUCUAUGAAGAUCGUCUGGGCAGGAUCUCGCCAUGCAUUCGAAGUCAAUGAUCGCAUAUCGAAACUCGUUGCCAAUGAUCCUGUGUUCAGCAAGGACAAUAAAGCAGCUCUAGGAAGGAAGGAGUUGUUUAAAAACACUCUCAGGAAAGCUGCAUAUGGAUGGAAAAUGAUUGAGGAGCUUCAUCUUACUGAAGAAGAGGCAUCGAGAUUGAGAUACUUUGUGGAUGAACGUCAAUAUACUGAACUUCAUUGGGUAUAUUUUUGUUUAACUAGUUUCUAUCUUUAA
Messenger RNA from Impatiens glandulifera, 342 nucleotides. RefSeq names its product peroxisomal acyl-coenzyme A oxidase 1-like. The transcript has 3 exons. Gene Ontology annotation, molecular function: FAD binding; acyl-CoA oxidase activity; fatty acid binding. Gene Ontology annotation, cellular component: peroxisome. The record is from RefSeq and is a predicted model, not a curated record. The coding region runs from base 1 to 342 and encodes 113 amino acids. Gene Ontology annotation, biological process: fatty acid beta-oxidation using acyl-CoA oxidase; lipid homeostasis; long-chain fatty acid metabolic process. NCBI's taxonomy places the organism in Eukaryota, Viridiplantae, Streptophyta, Magnoliopsida, Ericales, Balsaminaceae.